Molecule: messenger RNA, 4620 nt
Organism: Colletotrichum gloeosporioides
Lineage: Eukaryota; Fungi; Ascomycota; Sordariomycetes; Glomerellales; Glomerellaceae
Product: Elongation factor 2
Exons: 8
Coding region: 1-4620 (1539 amino acids)
Biological process (GO): translational elongation; mRNA processing
Cellular component (GO): cytosol; ribonucleoprotein complex
Molecular function (GO): GTP binding; metal ion binding; RNA binding
Source: RefSeq, a predicted model, not a curated record
AUGGUCAACUUCACGAUCGAGGAGAUCCGGCAGCUUAUGGACAAGCCCACCAACGUCCGUAACAUGUCCGUCAUUGCCCACGUCGACCACGGAAAGUCCACCCUUACCGAUUCCCUCCUGUCCAAGGCCGGUAUCAUCUCCACCGCCAAGGCAGGAGACGCAAGAGCAACGGAUACACGUGCAGAUGAACAGGAACGUGGUAUCACUAUCAAGUCUACUGCCAUCUCUCUGUACCACGGCGUCGACCCCGAGGAUGUCAAGGAUAUCGUCGGCCAGAAGACCGAUGGUACCGACUUCUUGAUCAACCUGAUCGACUCUCCCGGUCACGUUGAUUUCUCUUCCGAGGUUACUGCUGCCCUCCGUGUCACUGACGGUGCUCUCGUCGUCGUCGACACCGUCGAGGGUGUCUGCGUUCAGACCGAGACUGUCCUGCGUCAGGCUCUCGGUGAGCGCAUCAAGCCCGUCGUCAUCAUCAACAAGGUCGACCGUGCUCUUCUCGAGCUUCAGGUGUCCAAGGAGGACCUGUACCAGUCCUUCUCUCGUACCAUCGAGUCCGUCAACGUCAUCAUCUCCACCUACUUCGACAAGUCUCUCGGUGACGUCCAGGUCUACCCCUACAAGGGAACCAUCGCCUUCGGUUCCGGUCUGCACGGCUGGGCCUUCACCGUCCGCCAGUUUGCCGUCCGCUACGCCAAGAAACUUUGGGGUGACAGCUACUUCAACCCGCAUACCAAGAAGUGGACGAGCAAGGGCACCCACGAGGGCAAGCCUCUGGAGCGUGCGUUCAACCAGUUCAUCUUGGACCCCAUUUUCAAGAUUUUCUCCGCUGUCAUGAACUUCAAGAAGGAUGAGGUUACCACCCUUCUCUCCAAGCUUGACCUCAAGCUCGCCACUGAGGACAAGGACAAGGAGGGCAAGCAGCUCCUCAAGGCUGUCAUGCGCACUUUCCUUCCCGCUGCCGACGCUCUUCUGGAGAUGAUGAUUCUCCACCUUCCUUCCCCCGUCACGGCCCAGAAGUACCGUGCCGAGACUCUGUAUGAGGGUCCCCCCGAUGAUGAGGCUGCCCUUGCCAUUCGUGACUGUGACCCCAAGGGUCCUCUCAUGCUCUACGUCUCCAAGAUGGUUCCCACCUCCGACAAGGGACGUUUCUACGCCUUCGGUCGUGUCUUCGCCGGUACCGUCCGCUCCGGUCUGAAGGUCCGCAUCCAGGGACCCAACUACGUCCCUGGCAAGAAGGAGGACCUUUUCAUCAAGGCCAUCCAGCGUACCGUCCUGAUGAUGGGUGGUAAGGUCGAGGCCAUCGACGACAUGCCUGCCGGUAACAUUGUCGGUCUGGUCGGUAUUGACCAGUUCCUUCUCAAGUCUGGUACCCUCACCACCAGCGACACCGCCCACAACCUCAAGGUCAUGAAGUUCUCCGUCUCCCCCGUCGUGCAGCGCUCCGUCCAGGUCAAGAACGCCCAGGACCUCCCCAAGCUUGUUGAGGGUCUCAAGCGUCUGUCCAAGUCCGACCCUUGCGUCCUCACCUACACUUCUGAGUCUGGUGAGCACGUCGUUGCCGGCGCUGGUGAGCUUCACCUGGAGAUUUGCCUGAACGAUCUCGAGAACGACCACGCCGGUGUCCCUCUCAUCAUCUCCGACCCCGUCGUCCAGUACCGCGAGACUGUUGCCGGCAAGUCCAGCAUCACUGCUCUGUCCAAGUCUCCCAACAAGCACAACCGUCUGUACAUGAUCGCCGAGCCCAUCGACGAGGAGCUCUCUAAGGAGAUCGAGGCUGGCAAGAUCGGCCCCCGUGACGAUUUCAAGGCUCGUGCUCGUAUCCUCGCCGACGACUUCGGCUGGGAUGUCACCGACGCCCGCAAGAUCUGGACCUUCGGCCCCGACACCACUGGUGCCAACUUGCUCGUUGACCAGACCAAGGCUGUCCAGUACCUCAACGAAAUCAAGGACUCCGUCGUCUCUGGUUUCCAGUGGGCCACCCGUGAGGGUCCCGUCGCUGAGGAGCCCAUGCGCUCCACUCGCUUCAACAUCAUGGAUGUUACCCUGCACGCCGAUGCCAUCCACCGUGGUGGUGGUCAGAUCAUCCCUACUGCCCGUCGUGUUCUCUACGCCGCUGCUCUGCUUGCCGAGCCCGCUCUCCUCGAGCCCGUCUUCUUGGUCGAGAUCCAGGUUCCCGAGCAGGCCAUGGGUGGUGUCUACGGUGUCCUUACCCGCAGACGUGGUCACGUUUUCAACGAGGAGCAGCGUCCUGGUACUCCUCUCUUCACAAUCAAAGCUUACUUGCCCGUCAUGGAAUCCUUCGGGUUCAAUGGCGAUUUGCGCCAGGCCACCUCCGGACAGGCUUUCCCUCAGUCCGUCUUUGACCAUUGGCAGGUUCUGCCCGGUGGUUCUCCUCUCGAUGCCACCUCCAAGGUCGGACAGGUCGUCCAGGAGAUGCGUAAGCGUAAGGGUCUCAAGACUGAGGUUCCGGGUGUUGAGAACGAAGAUGGGCCCUUGCUUAAGGCAUGGCUCAUGAAAAAGCUGCCCGAAGUCUCUGAUACCGAGACGGACAUCCUGGCAGAUUAUGUCCUUGCUCUUCUCGCAUCCCAGGAAGGAGACGCUGCGCCGAUUCGUACGGCUUGCGAAAGCGAGCUGCCGCAAUUUCUCAACACAGAUACCGCACCUGACUUUGUCGACGAACUGUUUCGCGUCAUUGAAUACAAGUCUUACCUGCCCGGCGCACCUUCUCCGCCCAACAAGCGAUUCGAGACUGCAGGCGAAAUCCGUUACACAGAACCUUCCUCGCACACGAGUCGUUCCGACACAUUACCUCAGACUAGUUCGCGAAAGCGCUCAUACUAUGACAGAGGCGAUGUAGACGCGUCGAGCGGUCACGCCGAGAGAGCGUACAAGCAGCCGCGUCGAGGCCAGUGGGACACAAGCUCCAUGAUGAGAGGAGAUGGUGGCACGAAUGAGUACCAAACCCAACCAAAUGCCAAUGGCUAUUCGCAGCUCCCAGCUGGGCCUGCGCCAUAUGAUCCCCACUACCCUCAGCCACCCACCGGCCCUCAGGCCUGGCGCGACGCGUCGCCGCGAAUGCCGGCCUACUCUCAGGUGCCUCCAUAUGGAACGCCGCAAGGUCCGAGAAGAAACAGGCAGAAAUGCCGUGAUUUCGCGACCAAGGGCUAUUGCGCUCGUGGAAGCUCCUGUCAGUAUGACCACGGCUCUGAGCCGAUCUGGUUGCCAGCCAACGAUGCUACGAACGGGCCUCCACACCUGGGUGAAUUUGAUGUCCAGGCUGCAGCUAUGAUGAUGUCGCAGAAUUUCCAGGCAAUGCAGCAGCUGAUGGAGGCUUUCAACGCCGAGAGAGGCGGUCGAGGUGGCAAAAAGGGUCGACAAGGGGCUAAGAGCCGGCGGCGUCAGAACCGAGCCUCGUUCUCAGCGGAGGGUCCUGUCAUUGACGAAACAAGGACUACAAUCGUUGUGGAGAAUAUUCCCGACGAGCACAUGUCUGAAGAGUCUGUUCGAGAGUUUUUCUCGGAAUUCGGCACCAUUGAAGACAUUUGGAUGCAACCGCAGAGAAGGCUUGCGGUUUUGAAGUAUGACUCUUGGACGGCCGCCAACGCCGCCUACCGUUCUCCGAAGGUCAUCUUUGACAACCGUUUUGUCAGAGUCUUCUGGCAUCAGGACGAAAACGAGCAAGCUGCUGCUGCAGCUGGAGCGGAUGGCACUGACUUUGGCGGAGAACAGCAUCCGGCCGAACCGGAAUUCGACAUGGAAGAAUUUCUACAGAAGCAAGAGGAGGCUCAGAGACUACACCAGGAGAAGAUGCAGAAGAAGCAAGAGCUUGACAAGCAACGUCAGGAAUUGGAGCAUCGUCAAAGGGAGCUGCUCGCGCGACAUCGCGAGGAGCAAAAGAAGCUCCAGGCCAGACUGACGGGAUCCAAGCGCGGAAGCCCAGAAAAUCCCGAUGAGGACGCGGGAUCAUUGAGUUCUGCCCUUCGGGCACAGCUUGCGGCUCUGGAAGACGAGGCUAAGCUCCUUGGUCUAGACCCAAGCGCGAUGGACGAGCCAACUCCUUGGUACGCAGCUAGCCGCGGUAGAGGCCGAGGUCGAGGAGGAUCUGUGCCACGCGGGCGAGGAGGCUUCGCUCCGCGGGGCAGAGGAUCAUACCGCGGCGGAUACGGAGGCGACGUGCACGCCGCGUAUGCGGCUUAUUCGUUGGACAACCGUCCCAAGACUGUGUCCCUUACUGGUGUAGACUUCACCUCACCAGAGAAGGACGAGGCUCUGCGGCAGUAUCUCCUAGGCAUUGGAGAGUUCACCGACAUCAACACCACGCCCUCAAAUACCCAGGUUACCUUCAAACACCGGAAGACAGCUGAGAAGUUCUAUUACGGGCUGACAAACCAUGAGAUACCUGGCGUCGAUUGUAAGCUUGAGCUGUCCUGGGUGGCUGCGUUGGCCAAGAACGCGGCGGAAAACGGCACGUCCAAGUAUUCCGGCGCGAUGGACCAGGAUGUGGCCAUAGGAAACGCCGCUCCUAAUGGGUCCUCGGCGAUCACUCUUGACCAGCAACCUGAACAACAGCCUGAGAUGGACUACGAUGUUGCAGACGACGACGAUUGGGGGGUUGAGUAG